AUGGUGAAGAACACGAAGUUCGUCACGCUCGUCAGCGCUGAAGGGUUUGAAUACGUGGUCGACUACGAAGCCGCGUGCGUGUCGAACAUGAUCAAGAACAUGAUGACGUCCGCGGGGGGAUUCAGCGAGUUGGAGUCGAACCGAGUGACGUUCCCGGAGAUCAAAGGCGCGAUCCUCGAGCGGGUGUGCCAGUAUUUCUACUACAAGCUGCGACACACCGGCAGCAAGGAGGCGCUCCCGCAGUUCCACCUCCCGCCCGAGCAGGCGUUGGAGUUACUCUUGGCAUCUAACUACUUGGAUUGUUGA
Micromonas pusilla CCMP1545 is the source of this 306-nucleotide messenger RNA. RefSeq lists its product as uncharacterized. Gene Ontology annotation, cellular component: elongin complex. NCBI's taxonomy places the organism in Eukaryota, Viridiplantae, Chlorophyta, Mamiellophyceae, Mamiellales, Mamiellaceae. Gene Ontology annotation, biological process: ubiquitin-dependent protein catabolic process. The record is from RefSeq and is a predicted model, not a curated record. Gene Ontology annotation, molecular function: protein-macromolecule adaptor activity. The transcript has 2 exons. The coding region runs from base 1 to 306 and encodes 101 amino acids.